CGAGGAUGAGACGGGCCCAGAAGAUGCCCUUUGCGGAAUGGCCUCUGGGGCUCGCUGGGCCUGGGUGGCUUGCUCCAUGCGGGGGCGCACGAGGUGAGUGAGAGGGUGGCGCCCCCGCCGUCGCCGCUGGGCCCCGUUGCGCUGCAGAAAUCCGUGUCGCCCUCGCCAGUCGAGUCGAGUCGAGGGAAGCAACAAGUCGAGCAAGCAAGCAGAGAGAGCUGGCCCCCGCCGUCGCGCUCCGAUCCACGCAGACCUCCACGGCCGCAUGCGCUAAAGAGCUAGUAGACCGAGCGAGUUCCAGCCAGAGGAGGCAUACUAAGUUACAGUAGUAGUUAGCAGCAGCAGCCACGGACAGCCUCUGCCACUGCGACAAAGGACCCUGCCUCCCCGGCCGUUUAUCGUCGUCCUUCAUCGGAACGUCGUAGCCUCGCCGUCCCGCCCGUCUCGUCUCCCUCAAACGCCCCCGGCACAGCACACGUCAGGUCCUUGAUCCUCCCUCUCACGCUCCGUCGAAACUCGUCCCUGCUCGCCCACUCCAUCAUCUCAUCUUCGCCUCUGCCACCGCAAACACCGCAAAACGAACGCCACCACCGCGGUUGUCCGCCCCAGCUGAACCGCGCCGCCUGCCUGCCUGCACGCCUGCACACCUUCCUCCCCCCCAGCAGCCUACCCAGCCGAUGCGCAGCCUGCAGAGCGCACCCUGAAAGGCAGCGUUCGGCCGCUCGGAUAAUGGACCGUAGCACCCGGUAUCCAACCUAGCAAGCCAUCGCAUCGUUCCCGAACAGCAACACUGCCUAGGCAAAAGAAAACGGACUCGGCCGAAUCAUCAAUUCGCGCCCGCCGCGAUCCUACCGACAUCCGCGUGAGACAGACUGCCUUUCGUGGGGCCUUGCAAUAUGCCCUCGCAUGGUCCGCCGUCUCCCAAUCCCCAACAACCCGGUACCAAGCGCCAGCGACAGGAGUCCCACGACGGCAGCUCGCCUCAAAACGGGGAGCCCAGCCCGACGGAGCAGCAGGUCGAUGGCCUCGCCGGGCUCGGCGCCGCUGGAGUCAGCAGCAAGGCCGGCCAGAGCAGCAACUUCCGCAACGUGAGCGCCUGCAACCGUUGCCGCCUCCGUAAGAACAGAUGCGACCAGAAGCUGCCCAGCUGCGCGAGCUGCGCCAAGGCCGGCGUCGCCUGCGUCGGAUACGACCCCAUCACGAAAAAGGAGAUUCCUAGAAGCUACGUCUUCUACCUCGAAACGCGCGUUGAGCAACUGGAGAAGCUGCUCAGCGCCAACAACAUCUCCUUCCCGCCCGCCGAGAACCUGGAGCUAUGUUCUCGUCCCGGUGUCGAUGCCUCGAGCACGCUGUCCGGCGGGUACAGCGCCUAUUCCGGUCGCUCUGAGGCAGGGGAGCGCCCCAAGUCGCACAGCCAAGUUCUCGAGACGCUCAAGGCGAAGAAGGCCGGCCAGAGUCCCGCCAUGCUGAACAUUGUCAGCCCUUCCAAACCGAGGUCCCUCGCCUCUGCGUCGGGUGUUUCCUUCGCGCGGGUCGUCUUCGCCGCGGUGCAGUAUUCAGUCUCGGAUAACAGCACUGCGGGCGACCGUCCUGGAGGCCGAAAUCUCGCCGGUAACGCGACGUCGAUGCGCGACUCCUUCUUCGGCCUGCACGCGAAACCGACUAUCAAACCCGCGCCAUUCCCUGCCAAAGAGGUCGGCCUGAGACUGAUCCACCUGUACUUCGAGCACGCCAACCCCCAGAUCCCGAUUCUUCACCGCGGCGAGUUCAUGAAGGUGUUCAAUCACGCCUACGAGACGGGCGGUCAGGAUCUGGCACCGAGGGAGCUGUAUCUGCUCAACAUGGUGUUCGCCAUCGGCUGCGGAGUCAUUGUCGGCGAGCCGGUCAAGACAGAAGCCUCGGACGGGGACAGGAUGGCCCUGGACGACGCAAAGGGCCAGAGCCAGCCGGAGGAGUAUCACGCGAGCGCCAUCGUUCACCUCGAGUCGUGCUUGAGCUUCAGCGCCGGCGGACUCGAAGUGCUACAGGCAGUACUCCUGCUCGCCAACUUCGCGCUGCUCCGCCCUGUGCCCCCCGGCCUUUGGUACAUCACCGGCGUUGCUGUCCGCUUGGCAGUGGACUUGGGGCUACACCACGAAGACGGCACCGACGUUGAGGGAAUGCCGCCGGACCCGUCUUCCGAAAUGGACACGACUGAUGGCGACCCGAGCGCACGCGGCAACGGCUCGCAGGAGCGCGGGAGGCGGCUAUGGGUCCGCGACAUGCGGAGGCGCCUGUGGUGGUGCACGUACUCGUUUGAUCGGCUGGUGAGCACAUGCGUCGGUCGACCGUUCGGCAUCAGCGACCAAGUCAUCACCACCGAACUGCCAUCGCUCCUUGACGACGAGUACAUCACGCCAAGCGGCUUCCUAGAUCCCCCUGUGGACGAUGAUCGGCCUAGCUACAAGCACGUUGCUCACCACUACUUCCGCCUUCGCAUGUUGCAGUCUGAGAUAUUACAGGUGCUGCAAUACAACCAGGCGCAGCUGGCGCGUGUGGGCGGCCACCAGGGCAAACAGUACCCCGAGAUGCAUACGCACUUACCCUCCCCUUUCUUGGUUCAGUUCGACUCAUUCCGGUCCUGGCGCAUCGACAUAGACAGGCGGCUAUAUCAGUGGAAAGCAAACGCCCCGACCAGGAGCGAAACGGGCGUGGCGUUUUCGACCGAGUUCCUGGAGCUCAACUACUGGCAGGCCAUCAUCAUGCUCUACAGGCAGAGCUUGAGCGUCCCGGCCAUGUUUGAAGGCGAAUACAACACCUCCAACGAGGUCAACAGCCCGACAGCGUUUACGGCCGAGUUGCGCGAGGACGAAGAUCGCAUCUACCUCAAGGUUGCCGAGGCGGGUCAGAAGAUCCUCCGCAUCUACCGGCAGCUACAUCUUAGUGGGCUCGUGAGCUACACGUACCUGUCCACACACCACCUCUUCAUGGCGGGAAUCUCGUAUUUGUAUGCCAUUUGGCACUCGCCUGUUGUGCGAAGCCGAUUGUCUAUGGACGAGGUCGACUUCACCGUUCUCGCAGCCAAGUCAGUCUUCACCGAUAUGAUUGACAAGUGCCCGCCGGCCGAAACAUGCCGUGACGCCUUUGACCGCACCGCCAAGGCGACGAUCAAGAUGGCCAGCUCGAGAGGAGGUUUCGGUCCCACGUCGCAACAACCGCCGCGGCAGAGACGCGAGACGGUGAAUUGGGCCUCGGCGCCGGAUGCCGCAACCCUCAAGCCUCCGUCCCGAAGACCAAAUCAGCAGGAGCAAGCGCCAUUCCAGUUUGACCUUUCCAUAGCCGACAACAUGUCGUCGCCCAGCCUCUCGGCAACAGGCGAGAUGCACACACCGCCACUGGGUAAGUCUAAGACGUUCGAUGCCGACACCUUCAUAACCGGGUCUCGCUCCCACAGUGGCCCGAGUCCUGGCGAAAGGACCAUCAGCCACGAUGGAGGCUCCUCCGUCGGCCCGACUCUUGUUCCUUCGCCGCCCAUGUCACGGAGAAGUGGGAAUCAACACGCGGGCGCGGGCGGCACCUUCAUGGGACAGCAGUUCGGCAUGCAGGGCUCGAUGGACUACCCCGACGCGCAGACCAUGGAGUUCCUUCAGAACCUGGGCGCGACACCCAACGGCGACAUGAACAACAUGGAGCAGGCGCAGCUGGAUCUCGGGUUCGGCAUCAACUGGGAAGGGAUGCACAACGACUACGGCGAAGGGCAGCAGAUCAACCCCUUUGAUACCUUCUUCUUUGGCGGACAACAGACGGGGGGCGGCGGAGGCGGGGCCAGUGGAAACGGGGGAGGCGCCGAUGGAGGCGGUGGCAAUAAUGGCAAUGGGGCUGCGUAGAGGCGAAAAAGAUGAGCCGCGUUGUGAGCGUUUUGACAUCGCCAGGAGAUGCAGCCCACGUCUUGGGAUGCAUUGUCUGGUUACGCGUCCUUGUCGACACUUCAGCUGUGAGGGAAUACCCUGGGGCGAUGACGGAUGCAACGGAGCACGGUGAAGCGGAGUGGCUGCUUUGUUUCUUUAUACGGGGUGGGGGGGCUUCUUGGUCCUUUCAGCCGGAUACAGGUUCUCUCUGGGACGAGAGAUGCAAGGUGAAAACAAAAAUACGACGUGGUGUGGUCAUGCCCAUGGCUGGAGUAGAGGCAAUCAGGGGCCGGGAGAGAGAGAGAAAUGUGAAAUGAAGGGAGGCCUGGGGCUGAAGCACCAGACCAGUGUACAUAUAUAUAUCGCUGUAUAUUUUACGAGGACCCUGCAGG
Purpureocillium takamizusanense is the source of this 4279-nucleotide messenger RNA. RefSeq lists its product as uncharacterized. Gene Ontology annotation, biological process: positive regulation of transcription by RNA polymerase II; DNA-templated transcription. Gene Ontology annotation, molecular function: zinc ion binding; sequence-specific DNA binding; DNA-binding transcription factor activity, RNA polymerase II-specific. The transcript is spliced from 5 exons. The record is from RefSeq and is a predicted model, not a curated record. The coding region runs from base 897 to 3866 and encodes 989 amino acids. NCBI's taxonomy places the organism in Eukaryota, Fungi, Ascomycota, Sordariomycetes, Hypocreales, Ophiocordycipitaceae.